Messenger RNA from Candoia aspera, 4714 nucleotides. RefSeq names its product LIM domain binding 1 (gene LDB1). Gene Ontology annotation, biological process: negative regulation of transcription by RNA polymerase II; positive regulation of transcription by RNA polymerase II; nervous system development. NCBI's taxonomy places the organism in Eukaryota, Metazoa, Chordata, Lepidosauria, Squamata, Candoiidae. Gene Ontology annotation, cellular component: transcription regulator complex; nucleus. Gene Ontology annotation, molecular function: LIM domain binding. The record is from RefSeq and is a predicted model, not a curated record. The transcript is spliced from 11 exons. The coding region runs from base 380 to 1609 and encodes 409 amino acids.
UUCCCUUCCCUAUCGCGGCUCGCCACUCAGCUCAGGUCACUUUGACAAGCUCGCGCUUCAGCUCUUCUUCCUCCUCCUCCACCGUGCAAUUAGCAUAUUAAUUAGCCCAGGGAUCGGAGUCGGAGUCGGUCGGAGCGUAGCUUAGUCUCGCGCGCAGCCAGGCCAACGCAGCCCAGCCCAGCCCUGGACUCGCCGACGAGCACAGGGAGAGAGAGAUCGAGCCGCCCUACUUGCUGUGGCUGCUGUGUUUCCCGGCGGGGAGGCCCCGCACUCGGGGGCGGCCUUGCCCAACGACUGGGAUCUCUCUCAGAGCAGCGGAUGCCAGGACCCGCCGAGCGGGCACGUCGCACCUUUGCUGCGCCAGGUCGGGCAUGUGAAGAUGUCAGUAGGCUGUGCAUGCCCAGGCUGUUCCUCUAAGUCAUUCAAGCUGUACUCUCCAAAGGAGCCCCCAAACGGCAACGCCUUCCCCCCGUUUCACCCAGGCACUAUGCUGGAUCGAGAUGUGGGACCAACUCCUAUGUAUCCACCAACGUACCUGGAGCCAGGGAUUGGGAGACACACACCAUAUGGAAACCAGACUGACUACAGAAUAUUUGAACUCAACAAGAGGCUGCAAAACUGGACAGAGGAAUGUGACAAUCUGUGGUGGGAUGCCUUCACCACUGAGUUUUUUGAGGAUGAUGCCAUGUUAACAAUCACCUUCUGUCUAGAAGAUGGACCAAAGAGAUACACAAUCGGCCGUACCCUAAUUCCUCGCUACUUCCGCAGUAUCUUUGAGGGAGGCGCUACUGAGCUAUAUUAUGUUCUGAAGCACCCAAAGGAAUCCUUCCAUAACAACUUUGUUUCACUUGACUGUGAUCAGUGUACUAUGGUCACUCAGCAUGGCAAGCCUAUGUUCACCCAGGUGUCUGUGGAGGGCCGCCUCUACUUGGAAUUCAUGUUUGAUGACAUGAUGAGGAUAAAGACAUGGCACUUCAGUGUCCGGCAGCACCGGGAACUUAUUCCCCGUAGCAUUCUUGCUAUGCAUGCGCAAGAUCCCCAGAUGUUGGACCAGUUGUCCAAAAACAUCACUCGGUGUGGACUUUCAAACUCCACACUCAACUACCUCCGACUGUGUGUAAUCCUAGAACCAAUGCAGGAGUUGAUGUCCCGGCACAAGACCUACAGUCUCAGUCCUCGGGAUUGCCUCAAGACGUGCUUGUUCCAGAAGUGGCAGCGUAUGGUGGCACCACCUGCUGAGCCUGCACGUCAGCAGCCUAGUAAGCGCCGGAAAAGGAAGAUGUCUGGAGGUAGCACCAUGAGUUCCGGUGGAGGCAAUACCAACAAUAGCAACAGCAAGAAGAAGAGCCCAGCCAGCACCUUUGCCCUCUCCAGUCAGGAUGUGAUGGUGGUGGGCGAGCCAACCCUGAUGGGUGGGGAGUUUGGCGACGAGGAUGAGCGCCUUAUCACACGACUGGAGAACACACAGUUUGACGCUGCCAAUGGCAUUGAUGAUGAGGACAGCUUCAACAACUCUCCCGCGUUGGGCGCCAACAGCCCCUGGAACAGCAAGCCCCCUUCCAGUCAGGAGAGCAAGUCUGAGAAUCCAACGUCGCAAGCAUCACAAUAAAGCCCCAAAACCAGUGCCCAGUGGGGCCUAUACUUGACUUGGCUGGUGCCCCCAUGGACUGAGUCGAAACCGUUCUACCUGGACAAUUGUGAAGAAGAGUGGCUGGCCGACAAGGUAUCAGGGCCUAUGGGCACUGCAGCGCCUGCCUGCCUACAGUUAGCCUGGCCACGAUUCCCUGCUGUCUGCACUCUUGGCUGUGCCCUUUAGGGCAGAAUUGGAACAGUGGGCUUCUAGUCCCAGCAGAAUUUUAAUUCCUUCUCCCUCCCUGUCCAUGCAUCCAGUGCCCUGGACACCACAAGCAACACUGUUAUGGGAUGGUAUUCCAUAGCAGCCCCUUAGCGCCUCAAAGUUUUGCUGGAGCAGCAUGGAGUACCUUGGGAGGCCACAGGACUGAGUGCUUAAGAUGGGCAGGAAAAAUCUGGCCUAAGCUCCCUUUUAUCAGUCAGUUUCAUAUCAGGCAUCGAGAGGGUUCCAUUUUAGCAGGAGAGUCUAACAGAGUCUUGUGGACAAUGUCAUGACUCACAUUUGGGGCAGCUAUGAUUUUUGUGGGUUGAUUCUUAAGCAGUUCAUCUUGACUGUCAUAGAGAUGGCAGAGCAAUGAUUCUGCUUUGCCUGAAGAGCCCAGAAAACCAAUAUGGCAGGAGAUAAUGUGGGGUUUUAAAUUUUCUGGAAUGCAUUAGAAAAAUAUUCUGCAGCUAACAUGGAAGGGCACCUGUCCUUUUGGUCACAUCUUUAGGCAUGGGCUGUUUUGCCCCCACCUGCUCCUAAAGGAAACUGCAGUCCUCGUACAUACCCUACCCUCAGUAUUUUGGGCUUUUUUAAAGAAAUAAAAUAAAAUUGUAAGUUUAAAAAAAUCUGCCCUCCCUCCCUGUUUCCCCCAAUCCUGAUUUUUGUACAGGCUUGUCUACUAAUUGGGAGUCUUAGUUUUUGUAUACAGUUCUGAGAGCUUCAAACCAAGGAGAGACUUUGCAGACUUCCUUUAUACACUCCUUUGAGGACAGCAUGGCUGCCCCACUUGCCCCCUCUGUGUAAUUUGUGUGUGCUGCUGUUCCUGCUCCACUCUCCUCUACCAUAACCGUCCCCUUUCAAGUUUGUGUACCUCGUGCUUGUAUAUUUCUGCGCUGUAUGCUGUGCGUAUGAUGCUGUCCUUUCACUGUGUUCUCACUAAGGCAGCCACUCCCAUUACUAGUGGUGGUGAGGGGGGGAGAGUUGAUUGUGAUGGGUGUCCUUCUUGGGAGGCAGGAGAGUUCAGAGAGUACUGUCACCAAUUUACAGCAGUGCAGAACUACAGAAAUGGGGCUGAAGAUAUGGCAUCUGGGGAAGCAUUUUGCUAAGGAAAGGUGAUUGUUUCUUCUCUUUAUGGAAUGGUCUCUAGGAAACCAUUGUCUACCCAGACAGAUCCAUUUUUAUUCGAAAUGCUGGUACUUAAUCCCCAAGGAAGCAAACCCACCUUCCUACCUUCCAAUGUUCUUCCUUGAUGCCUAGUUUUAUCCUGUACAUCUUGGAGAGAAAAGAUGCUUUAUGUCACAGAGGCCUCAAAGUUGCCACAUGUGAGGCAUGGUUUUCCAUUUUUGAGAGGAGUGCAAAAUAACUUUUAAAAUAUUUUGGCCACCUCAUGGCAUACAGUAGACUGAUUGUGAGGGUGAUUGCAUUUAGGGGGACAAAGUCUGUACUGUCAUGGCACAAUACUUUUUUACCUUACUUAGGCUGUUCCUUCAAGAUGAUCUCUAUCUGCAAAGAUUUUUUUUCCCUUAGCAGCAGCAUUGUCAUCAGUUUGCCUAGAGCUGCAAGUUUUGGCCAUGAUUUGUCUAGUGCUGUGGGAAGAAUUUCCUUCCAAGUCAUGCUCUGGAAUCUCAGAUAUUAUUCUCUGCUCUGAUGGAGCCCAGUUGGAUGAACCUGAGAUAUAUUCAUGGCGGUCUGGUCACUUUUGUAUUACUGGGCCCAGGUCCUCCAUCCUGCUCUGCUCCCUGCAGGCAGGUAAUUAUAGCAGCCAGUAGUGUAAUUUACAAGGCAUUGGUUUUUUCUGUAUCCUUUUCCUAAGUAAAAAUAUGAGUGUCACGUCCUCCGCUGCUGUGGCUCAGCAUGAACUGAUGACGUGUACUCUAUCAGCUCUCUCCACCUUGUCCCUUCCCACCUCCCUGGGGCACUGUAAAGCUUUUUUUUUUUUUGCAUAGUUUGUGCCAUUUAUGGUCAUGUAUGGUACCAAUAAAACAACUUUUCGGUUUGGUGCUCUCCUUCCAGUGUCAUUUCUCAUCUGGGUCUUGAGAAAGGGGAUCUGUUCUUCCAUGUGGGUUCUAGCCAUCAGAGUUCUGUGGUUAGGCUGAAGUAAACAGCUGAUAUGAUGGCAUUCAAGGACUAACACUUGUUCUCUGCUGCCAGCAUCUCCCAGUUUUAAAUUGUGAUCCUUGUUUCCCACUUCCCUUUCCAUUUCUACAGAACUGUGUGUGCUGAUACAAAGCUUUCUGGAAUCUGUGCACCAAGCAACUGAGAAAUCUUGAGCACAUCUAAAAGUAACAGAAAAGUUUCUGCAGCUGAAGAACAAGUGUUCUUGUGUGGAAAGGGGAAAGAAAUAUCACAGAGAAGCUGAGCCAUGCUCUUCCUACAUCUGCAGGAGGGGAGGCAGCCAGGCAGUUUGCAGCUCAAAUAUGGUUGCAUUGUCAACUGUUUGACUAACAGAAAGUAGGGUGAACAAAUUUGGUAGAGGUCAUGAAUGUCAUAGAAAAUGAGUUGGUUUGGUAGUUGGGACAUUUUAUCUCCAACAGGGGUUUCCUUUAUUACUGAUUAAGCCCCAAUCACUGAUGUCAUAUUGGGAUAGGGAGGCGGGGAGAAAAGCUAGCCAUUUGUUUAGCAUUUGCAAUGCAUGAGAAGAGAAGGAAUGAUGUCAGAAUUGUUUCCGCCUCACUAGCCAAGGGAACUUCAGCAUUAUAUUAGCCUGCAUUUUCCCUUCCUCCAUUUUGUAAGCUACCAGAAAAUAGACACUGUAAUGUUAGAAAGAUCAGUCACAAAUGUUAAUACCUGUGUCUUUCGAAACUAUUGUAAUCGUAUGCCAUAUUUCAUUCUUGGAACCAAACUUUGCAACAUUAAAGAGAGACAAGGCUUUGGCUA